Messenger RNA from Oncorhynchus mykiss (rainbow trout), 1526 nucleotides. The record is from RefSeq and is a predicted model, not a curated record. NCBI's taxonomy places the organism in Eukaryota, Metazoa, Chordata, Actinopteri, Salmoniformes, Salmonidae.
CUUCCCUGCCUUGCAGUAGACACACCAGAUUUAUUUUCUCUCCAGUCUUUCCCCACAGGCCAGCGAGCUUUAAGCCAAACUCUUCUCAAUUGUGAUCUGCGUGUAUCUAAUCUCUUUCCCCACAGGCCAGCGAGCUUUAAGCCAAAUUCUUCUCAAUUGUGAUCUGCGUGUAUCUAAUCAAAUGAUGUGGACUUGGACAGACUGUCUGUGUGUCAAUCUCCUGCUUCUCCUCCAAAGAGCAGGCUCUGAGAAGUUUGAGGUUCUUGGUCUGACUCAUGCCAUUGUUGCUGUGGCUGGUGAUGACAUCAUUCUGCCCUGUUACAUCAAACCCAACAUCAGCGUUGAGGACAUGAGAGUUGACUGGUUCAGAGUCAACCUCCCAGACACUCAGUCAAACAUUAGAGUCCAUCUCUACCAAGACGGCAGAGACAAAUACCAUGAUCAGAUCCCCUCCUACAGGGGAAGGACAUCGUUGUUUAAAGAGGAACUGAAGAAGGGCAAUACCUCUUUGAAACUGACCAGGGUACAAGGCACUGAUGAUGGACAUUAUAAAUGUCUUGUUGAGUCUAAGACACAUUAUGAUGAUUCCACCAUUCAAGUCUACGUCAGAGCUAUAGGAUCCAAGCCAGAGGUUUCCAUUGAGGGACAGAAAGAAGGAGGGAUGGCUCUGCUGUGUGUAACUAAAGGCUGGUUCCCUGAGCCUGAGUUGGAGUGGCUGGACAGUGAAGGGGUCACUCUGUCUGCUGGACCGUCAGACACAGACAGGGACUAUGAGGGAUUCUACGUAGUCAAACUAAAGACCAUCAUAAAGGAGACUGACAUCAACCGCUUUACCUGUAGACUAAGACAGAGGCAGCAACAUGAGGUGAUUAAGAUGGAGACAGAGUUUCACAUCCCUAGCGAGCUGAUCCUUGUUCACACAGAAACAUGGAAAGUGGCUCUUGCAGUGAUUGUCUCUCUGGUCAUUGUCCUUGUGGCCAUAUCAGCUUUCAGUGUCUGGUGGUGGAAAAAUGCAUCCAAAGCUGAACACAGUCAAGAGCUAGAGCAAGUUAAAGAUGAACUCAGACUUGAGUUGAAGAAAAAUCAAGAUCACAACACUCAUAAGCUGAAGAUACUUGCUGAUCAGCUGGGUAAGUAGGAGCACGAUGCAUUACUAGACCCUUAUGGUCAAUACACAAUACAUACAUGUAUAUUCUAAGCCAGGGUUCUCCAACCCUGAUCCUGUAGCGCUGCCGUCCCGUAGCUUUCAAUCCAACCUUAGUUAUAACUAACCUGAUAAAAUGUAUCAACCAGCAAGUUAUUAGAAUCAGGUGCACUAGAUUAGGGUUGGAGAGAACACCUACAGGGUGGGCUCCAGGAACAGGGUUGGAGCAAAAACCUACAGGGUGGUCUCCAGGAACAGGGUUGGAGCAAAAACCUACAGGGGGGUCUCCAGGAACAGGAUUGGAGAGCCCAUUUCCAAGGGCUUACAAUUUGCAUUGUGCAAAUAGCACAAAGAUGAGUCAAAAUGAUGUGGUAAAAUAUCA